Messenger RNA from Prunus mume (Japanese apricot), 1323 nucleotides. RefSeq lists its product as uncharacterized. Gene Ontology annotation, molecular function: O-acetyltransferase activity. The record is from RefSeq and is a predicted model, not a curated record. NCBI's taxonomy places the organism in Eukaryota, Viridiplantae, Streptophyta, Magnoliopsida, Rosales, Rosaceae. Gene Ontology annotation, cellular component: Golgi apparatus.
AGAACGAGUCCCAGGUGGCAGAAGUGGCACAAAGUGCACCUGCGGUCUCAUUUGACAAGAUUGAAAUUAAGACUGAAGAACAAAAGGCUCCAGUACCACUGAUGAACAAGACUGAAGGGCAAAAUGAUGCAUCGAGUAAAAGGAUUGAAGUCAUAAGUAGAAGGAGGAGAAGAAAGAACAAGAAAAACAGAGGAACUUCAUUUGAUCCAAAUACUCAGGUUUCAAGUAGCGAAGUCCCCAAGAACAACAGAACGACUUCAUUUGAUCAAAAGACUCAAGUUUCAAGUAGCGAGAUGGUGCAGGCUGAAGACAAGAAAAUAAUAAUAAAAGGAGGAUGUGAUUUUAGUACAAGAGGGAGGUGGGUGUAUGAUAAGAGCUAUCCCUUGUACACAAAUCGUUCAUGUCCUUUCAUAUUUGAAGGUUUUGACUGUCAAGGAAAUGGGAGAUCAGAUAAAGACUACAUGAGUUGGAGGUGGCAACCACAAGAUUGUGACAUUCCAAGGUUCAAUGCAACAAAAAUGCUGGAACUGUUGAGAGGGAAAAGGCUACUUUAUGUGGGCGAUUCCAUCAAUAGGAAUCAAUUUGAAUCCAUGGUGUGCAUGUUAGUGGGAGAUAUAAAAGAUCCAAAUAGGCCCAGAAUCAAACAUGAAAAGGGGAUGUAUAGUUUCAGCUUUGUGGAUUACAAGUGUAAAGUUGAAUUUUCCCCAUCUGUUUUCUUGGUUGAUAAAAGCAUGAAAAGAGUAGGGAAGAAGCAGGUCCCAACCUUGCGAAUAGAUUCCAUUGAUCGCAUUUCAUAUCAUUGGAGAGGAGCUGAUAUUGUGAUAUUCGACACUGAACAUUGGUGGACCGAUCAAAAAACUAAUGCUGGGGUUAAUUUCUACCAGGAAGGGGACCAAAUUCAUCCAUAUCUUGAUGUUUAUACAGCCCUCAGAAAAGGUAUGAUGACCUGGGCAUCAUGGGUUGAUAAACACACCGAUCCACGCAAAACCCAAGUUUUCUUUCGAACUUCAUCGCCAACACAUUUCAGUGGAGGUGAAUGGAAAUCACGCCGGAGUUGUAUAGGAGCUACUGAACCCCUCAUCCGAGAUUCAGGAAUUGCAAACGAGAAAGAUAGAAUUGCAGUGGAGGUUAUAAAGCAGAUGAAAACUCGCGUGACUUUGUUGAACAUAACAAGCAUGUCAGAGUAUAGAAUAGAUGCUCAUCCAUCAGGCAUUCUAGAUUGUAGUCAUUGGUGUCUUCCUGGUCUUCCUGAUAUCUGGAAUGAAUUGUUGUAUCAUCAUUUGCUCACUAACUGACCAACCAAGACACACAAAUUCUUUUCGC